AUGACCACGAAGGUCGACAAGUCCGAGCGACGAUCCACCGUUUUUUUUUCGGCUUCAUAUGGAGCGGCGCUGAUCGAAUUUGCCGCCGAAACGCAUCCGUUAAUCCGUGGAAGCGUGAACCUCGAGUGUGGCUAGCAACACCUUACGAGAGACUAUCCUUCUUACUUCAGUGAUAUCGAACCCGAGAAAGACCGAUUUCAACGACAAAAAGGUGUCGCUGUCAAAUGUUGCGAAAGGAAAGCUGCGACUGCGUGGGCGGACCUCACAUUCCUUGGCAUCCGCCAUCCGGUUCGGCAAACGAUACCUGGGGGAUGGGCCGACAAAAAUGUAUAAAAGCUAAGAAGUCUCCGGCUCCAGCACCUUGGUCAAUCACAAAACCUUAGCCAUGCAGAAGCUCAUCAUCGCCUUCGCCCUCGUCGCCGUCUCCAACGCCUUCCUCUUCCCCAGCGCCGGAGGAUGCGGUUGCGCGUUAGUUUUCAAUUUGCUUUUUUUUUGAUUGCUUAUCGUUUUUUUCUAGAAAUUUUUAUGAUGUUCAGUAGAAAAUAUUUUUUUAAAUCAAAAAAAUAGAUUUUUUUGAAAUCGAAGUUUCAGAGAUAUUUUUUUAGCAGUUUAUCAUCAAAAAGUAAUUGUUUUACUUAAUUCUAGUUGUCUCGCCAAACGCACUUCACGAUGUACUAGCCCCUAUACCUACAAACUUUUCCAAAUACCGUGAACGAUUUUUUUUGAAAACUUAAAGUGCUGGGAAACUCUUGCUUACGUUGAACCUUUGGACUGUAAAAUUUCAUUUUGGAAUUUCUCCAACAAUGAUUAUGAAGUUAUAAGUAAAAUGAAGUAGUCUGCCUACGAGGGAACACUGGUAAAAACGGCAGAUCAGAUUCAUAUCAGCAGAUUAACGUUUCUAUUUAUCUUUUUUUCUUAAAAAAAAAAUGAAUUUUUCAGCCCACCUCCACCAGCGCCAUGCGGCUGCGGCGGCGGACUUCCUCCACUUCCAGCUCUCCCGCCACUCGCCCUGCCAGCUCUCCCUAGCCUCGGAGGCGGCUGCGGAUGUGCUCCUCCUCCAGCUCCAUGCGGAUGCGGAGGUGGUGCUCCAAUCGCUGCUCCAGCCGGAUACGCCGUUGCCCCAGGUGGACCAAUCGGAGGAGUGAGUUUUCAAUAUUUGAUACAGACUAGACUUUGAGGAGCAUUUCGAGAAUUACUUGUCAAUUUUCAGGGAUACGCCGCCCCAGCCGGAGGAUACGCCACCGCUGGACGCAAGUAA
This is a messenger RNA of Caenorhabditis auriculariae, 1258 nucleotides long. Lineage: Eukaryota; Metazoa; Nematoda; Chromadorea; Rhabditida; Rhabditidae. The record is from the annotation of a GenBank genome assembly.